AUGUAUGGUAUGACAGGACACAUUCUGGACAAAACUCCACCAGCUCUACCAAUACUAAGUAAGGAAUAUGAAAGAAUUCUGGCUGAUGAGUUCAAGAUAUUUGGAUACCCAUCCAGUUUAGCUGGAGAUCGGAAAAAUAUAUUAAAUGGUUAUCCUCAUCAUCCCUAUGCUCUUGGAGCACUUCCAUAUAUGCCAUUAAAUCAUCCAAUGAUGUCACCACCAGUUUCCAUGGCUAUGGCUAAUCAUCUGGCAAUGCGGCCAGAAGCACCAGUUAUGAAAGAGCGAUCAAGUUCAGAAUCAGAUGUCUUAUCUCCAAGGUCCAAUGAUGAAAGAUCAGAUGUAGCUCUAAAACUAACAGACAAAGUUUCACAUCACAUGGUUGACAAGCCAUAUCAGACUUUGGCACAGAAUGAUCAAAGUCACAAACCUCUAAAUUUGCACAUCAAUGGGCAUGUUAGGGAUCUCUCCAAAACUGGCAUGAAACGUGACUUUGAAGAUGAUGACAAUGAUGAUGAUAAAGAGUCAGAUGAUGAGAAGGAUGAUGAUUUAGAUGACAGUGCUGAUGCAAGUGACACAAUACCUAAUGGUGACACAACAGAUAAAACCUCCACACAAACACAUCACUUUUCAUCUCAGGUCCUCAAUGGUGAAGCUCCAAGUGUAUCUUCAAUAGAAACACUGCUGUUGAAUAUCCAAGGACUUUUGAAAGUUGCUGCUGAGAAUGCUAGACAUCAUGAGCGACAGAUCAAUUUUGAGAAAGCUGAAUUAAAGAUGGAUUUAUUAAGAGAACGUGAAUUAAGGGAAAAUAUGGAGAAACAGUUAAUGGAUGAACAGCGGACACGAGUAAUGCUACAGAAGCGAUUGAAAAAAGAGAAGAAAGCGCGAAGGAAAAUCCAAGACCAAAUGGAAAUAAUUGAACAAAGAGGUACCAGUAGCAUGAUUCCAAGUGAACACAUGUCAACUCCUCCAAAUGACAAUAUGAUCAAUACAAAUGACUGUCACAAUCAGGACCUGGAAAGAGAAAGAAGCUAUGCAGAAGCUGCUGAAAAAAAAUUUCAAGAUUCUCAAGAACGAACUUCUCAUUUAUAUGAAACCUACAUUUCUCACACUAGUAGUCCUGGUGCAACCCGCUAUGCCUAUCAUCCAAUGAUCAAGAAUGAUGUUCAGUGA
Acanthosepion pharaonis is the source of this 1170-nucleotide messenger RNA. Lineage: Eukaryota; Metazoa; Mollusca; Cephalopoda; Sepiida; Sepiidae. The record is from the annotation of a GenBank genome assembly.